Messenger RNA from Microbotryum saponariae, 882 nucleotides. The record is from the annotation of a GenBank genome assembly. Lineage: Eukaryota; Fungi; Basidiomycota; Microbotryomycetes; Microbotryales; Microbotryaceae.
AUGGGCAAGUCGGGGGCCAAGAAGGUGCGCAAGUUCGGUGCGGUCAAGCGUAUGAUCGCGCCGACGGACAUGCGCCUCAAGGCCAACCAAGAGAAGGCCGUCAAGGACCAGGAGAAGAAGAAGGAGAAGGAGGUCAACCAUGUGUGAGUGGUAACUCGUGCCUCGAGUCGUCGAGACCAACCUGGGUCGUCAUUCUCGCCCGACCUGAGCAAGGAGUCCAAGCUGACGGCUGGGCUCUACCACCGUGUGACCAUCAUCUACAGCGCACCUCUACCCACUUCAUUAUUCUUGUCGCACAACGAGGCCCUCGUCCCACCCUACCGAGUCUUGGUCGAUACCAAUUUCAUCAAUUUGUCGUUAGAGAACCGCAUCGACCUCGUCAAGGCGAUGAUGGACACCCUCUACGCCAAAGCAAUUCCUUGCAUCUCGGAUUGCGUACUUGCGGAGUUGGAGAAACUGGGACAGCAAUACCGCUUGGCAUUACGGUCAGUUCCAUGAACUACCCUAGGCCUCGGAACGAAGCGAUGACAGCGCUGACGAUCGGCAAAGCCUUGCUCCUAAUCCACGGUCCUCCCCCUCGCAGAGUCGCCCGAGACCCUCGCUUCGAACGAUUACCCUGCUCGCACAAGGGGACCUAUGCCGAUGACUGCAUUGUGAACCGAGUCACUUCGCACCGUUGCUACAUCGUCGCGACGUGUGAUCGAGCUUUGCGCAGGCGGAUACGCAAGAUCCCUGGUGUUCCGGUGCGGUUUGGCCUCGCUCCAGGAGUUUUGAUUCCAUCGUAUUUGAAUCUGACCCCGAAUACUGUUCUCUUGACAGUUGAUGUACAUUGCCAAGAAGCGAUACGCGAUCGAAAGGCUACCCGAUCAGGCGCUCGGUUGA